AUGUCAAUUCCUCUGCCUCCGUACAGCGCCAUUCGACCCAGUCGGGCCAGAGUUCUGUUGGCCGCCACGACGGUGGUGCCGGCGCGGUCAGUCAUCGUCGUCAGAGCCUCCGUGGUACCAGUCAACGGGAAGGUGAGUAACCCGUGUGCGCUGCAGGGAGUGAUCGAGCCCAGCCACACGGCGCAGAGGGAGGACCUCCUGAUUCCGAGGGAGGUGGUGACUGUGGAUGGUAAUGGCACUGUUCCGAUACAGCUGACUAAUGUCGGUUCCCACGAGGCCAGAUUUCUUAAGGGCAGCGAUAUCGGGACGCUGUACACGAUUCUGCCGGGUGGCGACAACGAAUUCGAUCUGAGCGAGGAUGAUGAUCUUCACGCCGGCGCUGUCACCGGUGGCGGGUCGCCGCGGGGCAGCGACAGCGACCAAGGCGAUGAUGAUGAUGUUCCGGCACCAGUCACAGCAGUCGACGUGGACGGCUCCGACAUGUCUGAGGAUGGCAAGUCCCGGCUAAGAAGCCUGGUGUCGGAGUACCGGGACAUAUUCAGUCAGCACUCAGGAGACAUUGGACGCACCCACUUGGUGCAGCAUCGGAUUGACACAGGCGAUGCCACCCCGAUCCGGCAGCCGGCCCGCAGGAUACCGACGUCAAUACGAGACCAAGUGGAGCUGCAGAAGGAGCAGAUGCUGAGGGACGGGGUGAUAGAGGAGAGCACCAGUCCAUGGUGUUCCCCCGUCGUCCUGAACUGA
Molecule: messenger RNA, 744 nt
Organism: Amphibalanus amphitrite
Lineage: Eukaryota; Metazoa; Arthropoda; Thecostraca; Balanomorpha; Balanidae
Exons: 2
Coding region: 1-744 (247 amino acids)
Source: RefSeq, a predicted model, not a curated record